AUCCUAAGACAUCUCAUAUUCUUCUCAACCUAAUCAAAAAUCCUAUAAAGAGUAACAAUUUGAUGCGUCUAUUAUAAUCAAAACACCAUGGAAAACCAAACCAAAGAAACUAGAAAGAGUUGUUUCAGAAAGCUUGUUAUGGGAAGAAACAAGAGUAGAAGAAUGUUGUGGUUCAAGAAAGUGAAGAAGGAGAUUUGGAGUUGGAGAUUCUCUGCGUUUAGGUGGAAACGACUGGAUAAUCUUCAAACGACAUUCAUGGAUACUGUCGUUUAUAGGAUACUCUCGGUUGCUGAGGCUGUUGUUCUUGUUUCCACUGUUUGCUUCUUCUAUCUUUGCUGUGGCUGCCAUUUCUGAUUUUCCUCGCAUUUAUUUUUUAAAUUCAUUUAUUCAUUUUUUUUUUACAAGUUUAACUUGUUUUUGUUUAUUUUGUGAAUUGAUUUUGUGGCUACAUAAAGCUUGUAAAUUUUGUAAUCAUUUUUAUUCUUACAUUAUUGAAUCAUUGGAUUUUAAUUUAAGUUGUUAAUGAGAUAAUGUUAUUGAACAA
Messenger RNA from Lathyrus oleraceus (garden pea), 544 nucleotides. RefSeq lists its product as uncharacterized. The transcript has a single exon. The coding region runs from base 88 to 354 and encodes 88 amino acids. NCBI's taxonomy places the organism in Eukaryota, Viridiplantae, Streptophyta, Magnoliopsida, Fabales, Fabaceae. The record is from RefSeq and is a predicted model, not a curated record.